This is a messenger RNA of Brassica oleracea var. oleracea, 1964 nucleotides long. RefSeq lists its product as uncharacterized. The coding region runs from base 59 to 1540 and encodes 493 amino acids. NCBI's taxonomy places the organism in Eukaryota, Viridiplantae, Streptophyta, Magnoliopsida, Brassicales, Brassicaceae. Gene Ontology annotation, molecular function: double-stranded DNA binding. The transcript is spliced from 5 exons. Gene Ontology annotation, biological process: regulation of DNA-templated transcription. The record is from RefSeq and is a predicted model, not a curated record.
CUCUCUCUCUCUCUCUCUCUCUCUGUGUUACAUUAUCCUCUCACUCCCCUGCCCAAAAAUGGCGGGGUUCUCAUUCUCCUGCUGCUGCUGGUGCCUUAUAAACCCACCAAUUCUCUUCUCUCUUCCCUCGGAAUCACCUCUCUUUCUUUUACCGGCGACGAGACGGAGAGGCGGAAAGAUUGGUGAGCUCGUCGUGUCGAACGCGCACUCUAACCCGAAGAUUAUAAACCCGAAGAAGAAGUCAAGGUAUGGGCAGACUUUGUCUCCGUAUGACAGUGAUGAAGAGGCAGAGCUUGAUGAUGAGAGCGACGACGAUGAUGACGACUGGUUACUCAACGAUGACUUCGCAGAGGUGACAGAGUAUGAAAAUAAGAAACCAAAGUCACAGAAGACAACCAUUGCUAAGAAAGGUGUCAAGAAGGAGGCCGUGAAAACUUGGGAAACUGAUGAAGACGACUUAGAUAAUGCCUCUGACAAGAAGAAGAAGAAGGUGGAGAAGGAUUCUUGGCGUUUAGAUGGCCGUGGAAAGGUGAGCACAAGGAAACACGUCGCCAAACUAUACCCUCGUCUCUCAGAAGAGAUCGAUAUAGACCCUAAAUGGGUACCUCUCCUGGACUACUUGAGCACAUUCGGUCUGAAAGAAUCACACUUUGUUCAAAUGUACGAGCGCCACAUGCCAUCUCUCCAGAUCAAUGUCUUAUCAGCGCAAGAGAGACUUGAUUACUUGCUGAGCGUCGGUGUUAAACACAGAGACAUCAAGAGGAUGCUGCUGAGACAGCCGCAGAUACUUCAGUACACGGUUGAGAACAAUCUCAAAGCCCACAUUUCCUUUCUGAUGGGACUUGGGAUUCCCAAUUCCAAAAUAGGACAGAUAGUUGCCGUAACUCCGUCUCUGUUCUCUUACAGCGUCGAAAACUCCCUGAGGCCCACGAUAAGGUAUUUGAUCGAAGAGGUUGGGAUAAACGAGAACGAUGUUGGCAAAGUUGUGCAGCUUAGCCCUCAGAUUCUGGUUCAGAGGCUUGAUAUAACGUGGAACACUCGUUACAUGUUCCUCUCCAAGGAGUUGGGAGCGCCUAGGGACAGUGUGGUGAAGAUGGUCAAGAGACAUCCGCAGAUUCUUCACUACAGUAUUGAUGACGGGUUCUUGCCUAGGAUCAAUUUCCUUAGAAGCAUUGGGAUGUGCAACUCUGAUAUAUUGAAAGUCUUAACUAGCCUUACACAGGUUUUGUCUCUCUCACUGGAGGAUAAUCUGAAGCCAAAGUACAUGUAUUUGGUCAAUGAGCUGAAGAACGAAGUGCAUAUUUUGACUAAAUAUCCGAUGUACCUAAGCUUGUCCUUGGACCAAAGGAUACGCCCGCGGCACCGGUUCUUGGUUGAGUUAAAAAAAGUGCGGAAAGGGCCGUUCCCUCUUAGCUCACUGGUUCCAAACGAUGAGAGCUUUUGUCAACAGUGGGCUGGAACUAGUGUAGAUAAGUAUCUCGCUUUUCGUCAGAGGCUAUUACUCAAGGAUUUUGCAAACAAGUAUGAAAAGAGAGGAUGAUGAUGAUGGUGGAGAAAUGGAAGUCAGCAGUUUUGUUUCUUUGUUGCUUCAAACCCGGUGAAAGAGGUUCAUGAGCAGGACUGUGAAUGACCAUUAACUUCUGGUGAAACACCAUACACAGUUUCUGCAAGAUACAGACAUUUACAGGAAAAGAAAAUCUAGAGAAAACGGCUUGGCAACAGACGCAAUUCAUUUUUGUUUACCAGAUGAGAGUUAUUGUGUAAACUUCAAGUUCUGCAGUUGUCUGCAAUGUUCUGUGGUAAAGCUUAUCAUUUUUCCUUUUAGUAAAUAUAAUGGAGAAGGGAAACUCUCUGUGUAGUAUUUUUUUUUUGGCCUUGUUAAUAAUACUAUGAACAUCUAUAAAGUGUUGUUAUGUUGGUCCUUGUGCAAACAGAGGUUGAAGUAAAGAUUCAAGUUAUGGAGA